This is a messenger RNA of Triticum turgidum subsp. durum (durum wheat), 1323 nucleotides long. Lineage: Eukaryota; Viridiplantae; Streptophyta; Magnoliopsida; Poales; Poaceae. The record is from the annotation of a GenBank genome assembly.
AUGACGGCGCAUGACUGCGGCAGCUGUCUCCGCGGCGCGCUGUCACGCCUCUCCGACGAGUUCAACUCCACUGCCGGGAUGCAGGUCCUUCGCCCCAGCUGCAUGCUGCGGUACGCGGGCUCUCCCUUCUUCAACGCGUCCCUCCUGCCCGUGGCCCAUGUCACCGUCCCAGAGGGCGACGGCGCCGCGGCUCCGGAAGGAAGCAUUUCCCUUCCACAGAACAAAGAUCGAGGCAAGGUGAUUGCACUUUCUUGUUCUGCAGGCGGAGCUGCUAUACUCGCACUAAUCCUAGUAGCAUUGUGGUGCAGACGGAGAGGCCGGAAAUCAAAGAUUGCCACGGGGGGUGGUAAGUACAGCUACCAAACUCUGGUGAAUGCCACUGCUAAUUUCUCCGAGGAAAAUCGGUUAGGAUCUGGUGGAUGCGGCGUAGUAUACAAGGGAAUACUGGAGAACAAGAAAGAAAUAGCCAUAAAAAAACUUGCAAGAAAAAAUCUGGAAGAACUGAAAAGGGAGGUUUCUCUGGUUGCCGAGCUUCAGCACGAGAACCUUGUCAAGUUCUUGGGCCAUUGCUUUCAGGACGAUAAGAUGUUUCUUGUAUAUGAAUACCUUAGCAAUAAAAGCCUAAGCAACUAUUUCAAAGGUUCAGCCGAGUACCAAAAACUGGACUGGGCAAAAUGGCUCAACAUCAUCAAAGGGGUUGCACGUGGCCUUACUUAUCUUCACCUUGAUUCUGGGAAGGAUAUUGUUCAUAGGGAUCUCAAGCCAUCUAACGUCCUCCUUGAUUCCAACUUUGCUGCGAAAAUUGCCGACUUCGAUCUUGCAAGAGGGUACAACAGGGAGAGGAGUCAUGAAAGCACUCGUAACAUGGCCGGUACUUAUGGAUACAUAGCUCCAGAGUGCUAUGCGGAAGGGAAAUUCUCCACCAAAUCGGACGUGUAUAGCUUCGGGGUGCUGGUGCUGGAGAUCUUAGUUGGGCAGAGCAUUAAUAGGUUCGAGAACGACAACUGCACCGGUCUCGUGGAACAUGUGUGGCAGCAUUGGAGCGACCUUAGAGUUGGAGACGUGCUGGAGAGGGACCAUCUUGGCCUUGGGAACCAUGAGCAGAUGCAGCAAGCAUCACGGUGCGUGCAGGUCGCGCUCCUCUGCGUUCAGAACGACCGGUCCAGGAGGCCGGCCAUGGACGAGGUCACCUAUUUCCUUAGCAAUGAGAUGCUUGUGCCGGAUCCUUCUGCCCCCGGGUACAUCACGGCGCCGCCCGGCAGCGGGCCGCCUGUGUGUUCGGUGAACGAUGUGACGAUCAGCAUGACGGAGCCCCGAUCCUGA